Messenger RNA from Entamoeba invadens IP1, 4116 nucleotides. Its product is annotated as protein serine/threonine kinase, putative. The transcript has a single exon. Gene Ontology annotation, molecular function: protein kinase activity; ATP binding. The coding region runs from base 1 to 4116 and encodes 1371 amino acids. NCBI's taxonomy places the organism in Eukaryota, Evosea, Mastigamoebida, Endamoebidae. The record is from RefSeq and is a predicted model, not a curated record. Gene Ontology annotation, biological process: protein phosphorylation.
AUGACAGAAUUGUUCCUUGUUUUCAUAAUUGUAUUAACACAUUCACGUGGUAUAAAAACAACAACAGACCCAGAAGUUUGUAAUUGUGAACCCAUAGGUAAUAAUUCCAUUGUAGGAUAUGUCCAAGUAGAUGGAAAAAGUCUUUGUACUAAAUCAUCAAAUUUAAGUUAUGUUUUAUGUGUCUCAAAUGCUUAUUAUUUUAAAAACGAACGAUAUAUAUAUUCCUUACAUCUAAAUGGACAGUUUCUAAUAUAUUAUGAAACAACAUUAAUUUGGAUUCAAAUCACUCAUUUGUAUAUUCACACCAAUUCGGUAAUAAAUUGUGAUGUUGGAAUACAUUCAUGUGAGUUAUUUGUCAUUGAAGAAAAUGCCAUUAUAAAUCUUAACAGGUAUUUUUCUAUAGCUGGCAGUCUUCUAUUGACUAACCCUGUUAUAAACAAACCUCAACUACUCUUGUGGAAUUGUUUAUAUUUACAUUUAAAUUAUAACUUCCCAAAUCGUAUAAAUUUUGAAAUUGUUAAUCCAAAUGGAAAUACAUAUUGUUUUGAUGUUAUUUCUAUGAGUAAAUCAAGCGUCAUAGAUAUACAUAACAACACUGACCACAUUACGACGAGUAUGUUUCCUUUUCAAUUUAGUACGGGAACGGGUUAUUUAUUAUCUAAUAACAAGUUAAUCCGUUUUUGUCCAAUUAAUACACCUAUAAAUAAAAAGGUGGUCUGCACUCUAAAAUUGUUAAAUUAUUCAAAACAAUUUUAUCCUGGUUAUUCAAGUGAAGAUCCUUUUGAAUAUCCCCAUUGUCCUUGUGAUGAUAUUAAUACACUGUGUGAGUUACAUUUUGAUGAGAAAUUGUCAACAUAUUCAAUUGAAAACAACAAAUUGUAUUAUACCAAAUUAGUUAUUAAUAAUAACAUUACAAUAAUCAAUUUUAAUGGUGCUAAAGAAAUUGAUAUAAAUGAUGAUUGUAAUUUAAAUAUUUCGGGAGUUUUUAAUGGUACCAUUUUUAAAUUUACAUUUGGAACAUUUAUUGCUUAUCCUAAUAUGACAAAUUCAGUAAAUUCAGCGUCUUUAAUAUACAAUUCAAUUAAAAAUGAAUUAUCAUGUACUAACUUUAAUAUAUACUCUUUAAUUAUUACUGAUACCAAGAAUGUAAUAAUGAAUUGCCCAGGAUAUGUAAAUACAUUAACACUCAACAAUUCAACAUUCAUCACUUUUACUGAAAAUGUGCAAGAAGUUGGGACAAUGUUAAGUACUUCUAUUUUGAAUAGUGGUUUUCUGUAUUUUGAAAAUGAAAGUACUCUGAAUAAAGAAAUUCCAAAUUGUGUGUUGGCACGUGUUAGUUAUAACGACAUUGUUUGUUUAAAGUGUAACAAAGACACAAGACUAUCCAAAAAUGAAUGUAUAACAACUUCUAAUUGUGAAAUAUUCAAUAAAGACAAUGUUUGUGUUCAAUGCAAAAAGUAUUUUAAAAUCAAUGAAAAUCAUUUUUGUGUUAGUAUUGAUGAUAAUUGUGUGUAUGGAACAUAUAAAGAGUGCUUCCAAUGUAAAAUGGGAUAUACAUUAAAUAACAAUUCUUGUGAAACACCAGAAAACUGUUUGUUUGCAAAACAUAACAAAUGUUUGAAAUGCACCAGCGGCAAUACUUUUGAUAAUUGUAAAGCGUGUGACGAUCAAAAUUGUGAACUUUGUGAAAAUUUAAAAUGUAAAUUUUGCAAAGAAAAUUACGUUUUAAAUGAAGUUGGAAAGUGUGAAAUAAACAAUUUUUCGUAUUCAAAUGGAUUAAAUAUUAUUUCAUGUGAUAAACAAUAUUAUAUCCAAAAUUCAACUUGCAAAAGGUGUGCGUUAAAAUAUCAAAAUUGUAGUUUGUGUGACAUCAUAAGGCCAAUCAAUUGUAUAGCGAAUUAUUAUCUAUCUAAGAGUGGCGAAUGCAAACAAAUUAUAUGUAAUAAAAAUGAGACGAAAGACCAAAACGGUCAGUGUACUUUAACUCAAUCGAAUUGCAUUUAUUCUGUUAAUUCGAAAUGUGUUGAGUGUAAUACAAAUUUAAUUUUAGAUUAUAAUGGGAUUUGUGUUGUCAAUAAUGGGCCUUCUUCAUUGUUGAAUUGUCAAGAAAUUCACAAUUCUUCAUGUGUGAUGUGUAAAACUGGGUAUUAUUUAUCAAAUAAUAAAAGUUGUAUUCAUUGUGAUUCAAAAUGUGAAAGUUGUGUAACAAAUUCAACAUUUUGUAUAUCAUGUAAAAAUGGAUAUUAUUUGGGAAUUGAUCACAGUUGCAUUACAAAUUUGGAUUUAAUUAACAAAUGUGAUAAAACCACCACAGUCAUUAGUGGAUGUUAUAAGUGCAAAAAUAAUUAUUAUAGAAUUGGUCUUGAUUGUAAUAAAUGUUUGUCAAAUUGUUCUAAAUGUAAUAAUGAAUUCAAGUGCUUAGAAUGCAAUUCUACAAAUUAUAAAACAUCAAAUGGGGGUUGUUUACCACAAAGAUAUAUUGAAGGUUGUCUUGUUAAAGUAACACAUAAUGGCUGUUCAAUGUGUGCGGAUGGGUAUUAUACUGUAAAUACAAAUGAAUGUAAAAGGUGUGAUGAUAAUUGUAAUACUUGUGAUAUAAAUGGUAAUUCAUGCACUUCAUGUCAUAUUAAUGAAGUGUUAAAUCCAUAUAAAAAGUGUAUUUUGAAAUCGGAAAUUAAUAAAUGUAUACAAACAGACACUUUUAAAUGUGUAAAAUGUGUAUUUUGGUAUAUCCCAAGUGCAGAUGGGACUUUUUGUAUGAAGAAAAAUGUUUGGUGGGUAAUAUUAUUAAUAAUAUUUUUAUUAUUUAUUAUCUCAUUUAUAAUAAUAUGUAUUGUGGUGUAUGAAAUUCUUAAAAUUCUCCAAAGAAUACAUCAAAAAGAAUUGCACAAAAAGAAUACCGUUUUUAAUAUGAAAAAAUCGAAUGUCCACUUCUUUUCACUCCAAAAUGGCACGAUUGUAGUGAAUAGAAAAACCAUCGAAUUUAACUCAGAGAAGUGUGAAAUUCCAGUCUUAGUUGAAAGUAAAGAACUUUUAUGUAUUGGAAAUGUUUCAAAUAAAACAAUAAAAAUUCAAAUAUCAUCAAAACUUGGAGAAGAUGCUUAUUCUUUAAGAACGGAACCUAAAAUUAUUACAUUAAAGAAAAAUUUUGCUUGUGAAUUUUCAGUGUAUUUGACACCAUUGUACAGUACUACCAUUUCAAGCGAUGUGAUGAUAAUCUCAAAAAGUCUUUCGAAUAACAAACAAAGUACUUACGAUUUUAUAAUUAACGCAAAAACUGAAAUGACUUCGAGACUCGAUCCUACCGAAAUUUCAAUUGACAAGAAAAUAGGUGAAGGAUCUUUUGGGUUAGUUUAUCAAGGUACUUUCAGAAACAAUUUAGUUGCAAUUAAACAAAUGAAAGAAAGUAUCAAUGAAGCUGAAAAAAUGAAAGAUUUUGAAAGGGAGGUUUGUAUGUUAGACAAAUUUCGGAGUGAGUACAUUGUCCACUUCUAUGGAGCUGUAUUCAUCCCAAGUAAGAUCUGUAUGGUCACUGAAUUUGCUCAAUUCGGUAGUUUAAAUGAUUUGAUUAAUAAAAUGAAGUGGCACCAAAUAACAGAGAAAUUAAAAAUCAAAUUCAUGGUAGACGCAGCAAAAGGACUGUCGUAUUUGCACACUAAUGGAAUAUUACAUAGAGAUAUUAAACCAGAUAACAUUUUAAUAGUUUCAGUCGAAAGAAACGAUCAGGUAAACGCCAAAUUGACUGAUUUUGGAGCAUCAAGAAAUUUAAAUCAAUUGAUGACUAACAUGACAUUCACAAAAGGAGUUGGUACACCUAAAUAUAUGGCUCCUGAAGUUUUAAAAGGAGAGAAAUACACAACGAGUGCGGAUGUAUAUUCAUUUGCAAUAACUAUGUAUGAAUGCUUUGGGUGGGCAGACGCAUAUUCAAAAGAUGCAUUCAAAUUUCCAUGGAAAAUAGCCGAGUUUGUGACUGCUGGAAAACGCCUUGAAAGAAGAAAAAAUAUUAUAGAAGAACUUACCCGACUAAUAGAGCAGUGUUGGCAACAAACCUCAAAUGAGAGGCUUAAGAUAAAUCAGGUUGUUGAUGAACUUCAACUUAUUCUUUCGACUCGAUGA